Yarrowia lipolytica CLIB122 is the source of this 1266-nucleotide messenger RNA. RefSeq lists its product as uncharacterized. NCBI's taxonomy places the organism in Eukaryota, Fungi, Ascomycota, Dipodascomycetes, Dipodascales. The record is from RefSeq and is a predicted model, not a curated record. Gene Ontology annotation, molecular function: translation initiation factor activity. Gene Ontology annotation, biological process: translational initiation. Gene Ontology annotation, cellular component: cytoplasm; eukaryotic translation initiation factor 3 complex; nucleus.
AUGGAGUACGAUCUGACACAGAAGACGCUGCCCUUUUUGGACCGACAUCUCAUCUACCCUCUGCUCCAGUUCCUCAAGGGCCGAGGUGUUUACAACGACACAGAGCUGCUCCAACUCGAGUAUGACCUGCUCAAGGACACCAACAUGACCGACUAUCUGGUGGAGCUGAGCAAGGAGCUUGGCCAGAACGAUGCCGAUCUGCAGGCAAAGAAGGAGAACGUUGUCAAGACCCUGGCCGAGCUGGAGGAGGCCACCAAGCCCGUGUUUGAGGUGCUUGAGAACCCCGAGGUGGUUUCCGAGCUCAAGGAGAACAAGACCCAGAACCAGGCUCUGCUGACCUCAAAGUACGGUCUUUCUGUCGAGCAGAUCAAUCUGCUCUACAAGUUUGGACAGUUCCAGUACAACGCCGGCCGAUACCAGGCUGCCUCCGACAUUCUGUACCAUUUCCGAGCUCUGUCCACCGACCCCGAGCUGGUUGCAUCUGCCACUUGGGGCCGUUUCGCCUGCGAGAUCCUCACCUCUCAAUGGGACAGCGUUCUUGAGGAGCUUGGAAAGCUGCGAGACUCCGUUGACUCGCGAUCUCUGGACCCCCAGCAGCAGCUGCACCAGCGAAUGUGGGUCAUCCACUGGUCUCUUUUCCCCUUCUUCCAGAACGACACCAAGGGUAAGGAUGCUCUGUGCGACCUCUUCUUCUCCUCUUCCUACAUCUCCACUAUUCAGGCCGCUUGUCCUUGGAUUCUGCGGUACCUGGUGGUUGCUGUGAUUGCCGGCGGCCAUCCUCACACUGCUUCUGUCUUCCAGAAGCGACUCAAGGACCUCGUCCGAGUCGUUGGACAGGAGGAAUACGAGUACCAGGACCCCCUUACCCGAUUCGUCAAGUCUCUGUACAUUGACUACUCCUUUGAGGAUGCCCAGAACCAGCUUGCUGACUGUGAGAAGGUGCUGAAGCAGGACUUCUUCCUCGCUGACUCCGCUGACGCCUUCCUCGAGUCUGCCCGAAAACUUAUGUCCCAGGUCUACUGCCGAGUUCACCAGCGAGUUGACAUUGCUCAGCUGUCUCAGACCCUCAACCUGUCCCAGGAGCAGGGCGAGAAGUGGAUUGCCAACCUCAUCAAGGACUCUCGAAUGGACGCCAAGAUUGACGAGAGCGACUCCACCGUCAUCCUCAACCACCCUUCGGUGUCGGUCUACCAACAGGUCAUCGAGAAGACUAAGGGGCUGACCUUCCGGUCUUCCCAGGUUCUCAACCAGGGAGUUACCAUCUAG